Molecule: messenger RNA, 1641 nt
Organism: Saccharomyces paradoxus
Lineage: Eukaryota; Fungi; Ascomycota; Saccharomycetes; Saccharomycetales; Saccharomycetaceae
Gene: RET2
Product: coatomer subunit delta
Exons: 1
Coding region: 1-1641 (546 amino acids)
Biological process (GO): endoplasmic reticulum to Golgi vesicle-mediated transport; Golgi localization; retrograde vesicle-mediated transport, Golgi to endoplasmic reticulum
Cellular component (GO): COPI vesicle coat; cytosol
Source: RefSeq, a predicted model, not a curated record
AUGGUUGUUUUGGCUGCUUCUAUUACUACACGUCAGGGGAAACCUCUUCUAUCGAGACAAUUUAAAGAUCUGUCCAAGGAUCGAGUCUUAGAGUUGUUAUCCAACUUCCAGAAUCUAGUCUCCGAGAUCUCGUCAGACCACACAUUUGUCGAGGACAAGCAUGUCCGUUACGUGUAUAGACCCUUUGACAACUACUACAUCAUCCUUAUCACAAACCGCCAGUCUAACAUCAUCAAAGAUUUGGCCACAUUAAAUCUGUUUUCGCAGACAAUCAACUCCUAUUUGUCUAGUUUCCAAGACCAAGAGAUUUUUCACAAUGCCUUUGAGAUUUUGUCUUCAUUCGAUGAAAUCGUGUCGAUGGGCGGUUACAAGGAGAACUUGUCAUUCACCCAAGUGCAGACAUACUUGUCUAUGGAAUCUCACGAAGAAAGGAUUCAGGAGAUUAUUGAGCGUAAUAAAGAGAUUGAAGCUACUGAGGAAAGGAAGCGUCGUGCUAAGGAAAUCGCAAGAAAGGAGCAUGAAAGGAAACACGGGUUUAUGUCUUCAAACGGCGAUUACGAUGGCGCCAACAGAUUUAUGGCCAGUAAAGAUCCCAACGUCACAAACGCCAUCAACAGUUACUACUCCCACGCUUCUCCCGCAGCACAACAGUCUUAUCUACAAAGUGCCCAUGCCGCUGUUGCUGAGGUGGCGCCAAUGGCCUCCCCAAUCGCUACUUCUCAGCGUACAGGGUCUUCCUCCACAGGCGGUAUGAAGUUAGGUGGUAGUGCCGGAAGAAGAACGGGUGCCGCACCACGCCCAAGUGCAAUCUCUUCUGCUUCUUCUAGCGCACCUCCUCCUCCGGAAGAGGAUGUCCCAGAGAACAAUGGUAUCUUGAUCUCUAUCAAGGAAGUAAUAAACGCAGAGUUCUCCAGAGACGGCACCAUCCAUUCUUCCGAAUUGAAAGGUGUCUUAGAACUAAGGAUUAAUGACCACGACUUGUCUCACUCCAACCUAAAACUGGCUGACUCUAUUGACGUUCGCGAUAAAUCUUUCCAGUUUAAGACCCAUCCAAACAUAGAUAAGCAAUCGUUCCUAUCCACUAAACUAAUCUCCCUGCGUGAUAAAUCCAAGGCUUUCCCAGCCAACGACCAAAGCUUGGGUGUUCUAAGAUGGCGUAAAAUUGCUCCCGCAGAGGAUGACUCAUUGGUUCCUUUGACUCUAACUACUUGGGUUUCCCCUUCCGAAUCACAACAGGGCUUCGAUGUCAUCAUCGAAUAUGAAAACGUCCUGGAAACAGAACUUUCUGAUGUGGUCUUUACCAUUCCAGUGUUCCCUCAGGAACCAGUAGACAUAAAUACAGAGUCAUCUACGUGCUCCGACGCUGAAGUUGUCAACAUGGACCAAGAAACCGGAACUUCCAUUAAGAUUAGCAAAAUCGGCGCCAACGAUGCGGGUGCACUAGCGUUCACCAUUGAAGCCCCAUACGAGGACGCAUUGUACCCAAUGACCGUUUCCUUCCAAGAAUCCACGAGAGAUAAAUCAGCUAAGAGUUUCACCGGUAUGGCCAUCCAAUCUGUCGUCAUGGCCGAUGACCACGAUCAAGAGCUCCCUUACGACGUCAUUACCUCCCUGAAAUCAGAUGAAUAUCUUGUCCAAUAG